Messenger RNA from Fusarium vanettenii 77-13-4, 915 nucleotides. RefSeq lists its product as uncharacterized. NCBI's taxonomy places the organism in Eukaryota, Fungi, Ascomycota, Sordariomycetes, Hypocreales, Nectriaceae. The transcript has 3 exons. The record is from RefSeq and is a predicted model, not a curated record. Bases 1 to 915 code for a protein of 304 amino acids.
AUGGCAGGGAUCCUCAAUCCUAGCUCAGCGGAUGUACGCACUUUAGCGACUAAAGUGACAGGCUCACCAUGCCAUUUCAUUCACAACACCGAAGUCGAGCCUCUUUGCGGCGGAGAAUACAUUGUCUAUGCUCUCGAGAGCUCCGACGAUAACCGUGUAUCUAUUCGCAUCCCUAAGAACCGAACGAACCCUCAUACGCCCCUUCUUCUCAAGCGAGAGACUGAGAUUCGGCAACGAAUCGAUAACGCCGGGUUACGCUUUUUCCAACCGCUCCUUGCUUUCAGCAGCACGACGGAAAACUCACUCCGCGCGCCGUUCCUAGCGCUCGGCUGGGCUGAGGAAGAGACUGCCUUGGACUGGAUUGAGUCGAAAAUCCAUCGCAAGAUCACCCGUGCCCAAGCUGGUAGCCUUCCUGGUGGUACAGUCGCUGAGUGCAAGCGACAAAUGGAACUCACCAAGAGUUACUGGAUACCCGAACUAGAUACCGCACCUCACGUGCUAGUUCAUGGCGACCUCUCAGGAAAUAACAUCAUUGUUGAUGGUAAUCAUUGUACUGUUCAGGGCAUUAUUGACCUCGGAUGGGCUGAACUUAUGCCGCUUCAGUUUGCGGCAGUCUACCCACGAUUCCUUACCCAUGAGCCAGUCAAAGGUGAAGGAUAUGACUGGACAGCGCGCAAUACUGAGCAGAUGGAACAGGACCGCGCUUUCUACCUGGAAUGCGUCAAGGAAAGAGCAUUCAGAGAGGAAGGGAACAUUAUGCUGAUGAACUACUACCGAGUUCUCGCUCGCGAGGAUGAGAUCGCUAGGUAUUGGUGGCUCACUGCCGCUAGUCGCAUCGACAUCCACCGGGCCAUGGCAGAGUGUGACUGGAGCCCUCCGGUCAAAGGGCCGAAGCAGAAUGGGAGCAAGAUAUAA